This is a messenger RNA of Neofelis nebulosa (Clouded leopard), 1741 nucleotides long. RefSeq names its product neurogenin 1 (gene NEUROG1). Lineage: Eukaryota; Metazoa; Chordata; Mammalia; Carnivora; Felidae. The record is from RefSeq and is a predicted model, not a curated record. The transcript has a single exon. The coding region runs from base 300 to 1034 and encodes 244 amino acids. Gene Ontology annotation, molecular function: protein dimerization activity.
UAAGGGGUCCUGAGGCCGGUCGUGUGCCACACUCGGUACUCACACGAGCUGAUCUGCUCGCCGGCGAGAUCACUCGGGAGACCGACUGGGAGCGUGGCCCCUGCAGCAGACGAGGCGAGGAGGUGAAACCCAGCUCCAGGUGCGCCCCAGCACCUUUCCUGGCCUUCACGCCCGCAGCGGCCACAGGGUUGGCCUGGGCCAUUUGGAACGUAAGUGCGCCCCGGCAGCCCUACCCUCUGUCCGGGCUCCUGUCCUCCAGGCGCCCUCCUACCUGCCCGUCGGUCCUGUGCCACGCAACGAUGCCGGCCCCUCUGGAGAAAUGCCUCUCGGACCUCGACUGCGCCAGCAGCAGCAGCAGCAGCGACCUAUCCGGCUUCCUCACCGACGAGGAGGACUGUGCCAGGCUCCAGCCGCCAGCUUCCGCCUCGGGGACGCCCGUGCCAGUGCGCAGGGGCGCUCCCGCGGUUCCUGCAGCGUCCAAUACUCCCCGGGCGCAAGACGACGAGCAGGAGCGGCGGCGGCGCAGGGGCCGAGCGCGUGUGCGCUCCGAGGCGCUGCUGCACUCGCUGCGCAGGAGCCGGCGUGUCAAGGCCAACGACCGCGAGCGCAACCGCAUGCACAAUUUGAACGCGGCUCUGGACGCGCUGCGCAGCGUGCUGCCCUCCUUCCCCGACGACACCAAGCUCACCAAGAUCGAGACGCUGCGCUUCGCCUAUAACUACAUCUGGGCUCUGGCCGAGACUCUGCGCCUGGCCGACCAGGGACUGCCCGGGAGCGGUGCCCGGGAGCGCCUCCUGCCGCCGCAGUGCGCCCCCUGCCUGCCCGGGCCCCCGAGCCCCUCCAGCGACGCCGAGUCCUGGGGCUCGGGUGCAGCCGCUUCUCCCUGCGCCGCCGCGGCCUCGCCACUCUCUGACCCCAGUAGCCCCGCUGCCUCGGAAGACUUCGCCUACGGCCCCGGCGACCCCCUUUUCUCCUUCCCUGGGCUGCCCAAAGACUUGCUCCACACGACGCCCUGUUUCAUCCCUUACCACUAGGCCCUUCAGGGACACCGUUACCUUCCCCCUCCCAAGGCAACAGGCAGUAGAUGGAGCCCCAGCUGCAGUCUCAGGACCCCCAGUCUGGGCGGAGGGAGGAAGCGGGAGCUUUAAAGGGGUGGGAGAUACCUGAGCCGCUUGUUAGGUCGCUGCACCCUCGCCGCCGUGGCUGCCCCUUGGUCUGUUUCUCCAGCCCUCAGCCCUGGGCCCCUCCUGCCCGCCCCUAGACGGCCUUUCCUUUUGCACUUUCUGAACUCCACAAAACCUCCUUUGUGGCUGGCUCAGAGCUGACCCCAGCCACCACUUCAGUGUGAUUUAGAAAAGGGACAGCUCAGCCCCUGAAGACGAGGUGAAAAGUCAAUUUUACAAUUUGUAGAACUCUAAUGAAGAAAAACGAGCAUGAAAAUUCGGUUUGAGCCGGCUGACAAUACAAUGAAAAGGCUUAAAAAGGAGAGACAAGGAGUGGGCUUCAUGCAUUAUGGAUCCCGACCCCCACCACUGCAGGCUUGCUCUAGGAAGAACCCAGACUUGCGUAGCUAUUCAGGCACAGGGCUGGAAAGUACUUUAAUUUAUUCAAGAUACUUCUUUCAUAUGAAAAUGUAUUUUUGUACAUAAAGAGUUUAUUCUAUUAUUAUGAAGUAUCAAAGUUUACAUUUUUGUACUGCAGAUGUUUCGUGUAAAUAAAAACGAAGUAAAAAAAUAAGUCA